Coprinopsis cinerea okayama7#130 is the source of this 1422-nucleotide messenger RNA. Its product is annotated as phosphatidylserine decarboxylase. Gene Ontology annotation, cellular component: mitochondrion. Gene Ontology annotation, molecular function: phosphatidylserine decarboxylase activity. The transcript has 3 exons. The record is from RefSeq and is a predicted model, not a curated record. The coding region runs from base 1 to 1422 and encodes 473 amino acids. Gene Ontology annotation, biological process: phosphatidylethanolamine biosynthetic process. NCBI's taxonomy places the organism in Eukaryota, Fungi, Basidiomycota, Agaricomycetes, Agaricales, Psathyrellaceae.
AUGGGAUGCAAUGGACUUAAUGGAGACUCAGACAAGAAAAGUCUGAACCUCUACAAGCUACUCGCCACCCAAACCCACAUGAGUUCUGCUAAGCAACCCACCUAUCUCAGGGGCGCACCCAAGAGUCGGUUGAGCCGUUACAACGGAUGGCUCCCUGCGCGCCCCGAGGUUUAUCGCGAGUUCGUUCAUCGCCACCGCCAAAUUGGCAAGGACAGGCGCCGUGCAGCCGCUGAACACGCCCCUGUCAUUCAGAAGUUUUCCGACACCAUCAGGGCCGACCCUGAAAUGUCGGCCCUCAUUGACGAGGUCUUCAUCCAGGCGGCUAAACCUCCCGGCCUCGAGACUCUUGACAACUUCGAAGAGCUGCUCUAUGCCAUGGAUGCGCUCGUCUACGCUCCCCCCAAGUAUGUUCUGGCCAAGGACGAGAGUGGCAACGUCAUCGGAGAGCCAGUCGGCGUCCCGAUGUUUUUUCUUUUCGACCUCCUGAGCAACACCGCUGCUGGGUACAACCUAUUCCACAGGCCAGCAUUCAACGUCAUCCUCAAGGAAGUCUUUGACGAGUGGGGCUGCUACCUGACCACCACCGACUCCAACAAGAGUCUUAACGAGACUGACGAGGGGUGGUUCGGACCUGCUGCCUUGGCCAGUCUCGAGGAAGGGCGUGGAGACUUCAACUCCACCUGGAUCUGCCCAGACCCGACUGCGCCCAACCGCGGUUUCCAGUCCUGGGAUGCUUUCUUCACCAGGCAGCCUCAGGAGAACGCCCGUCCUGUCCAGGCCGCUGACGACAAGUCCCUCAUCCACAACGCGUGCGAGUCCACCACCUUCAACAUCUCCUACAAUGUCAAGAAGAACGACCAGUUCUGGCUCAAGACGCAGGCCUAUUCGUUGCACAACAUGCUGAACAAGGACGAUAACUACGCUGACAAGUUCGUGGGUGGGACGGUCUACCAGGCGUUCCUCAGCCCUCAGGACUACCACCGCUGGCACGCCCCCGUCGAUGGUACUAUCAUCGACACCGUCCUGGUUCCGGGCACCUACUACGGUGUCUUGUUCGACGCUGGAGCGGAGGAAGGCGAUCCCGAUCUCAAACCCGGUGACCCCCACGGUGCCAUCAUCCGCUCCCAAGCCUACCUCACCACCACCGCCGCUCGUGCCCUCAUCUACAUCCAAGCCGACAACCCCGACAUCGGCCUCAUGUGCUUCAUCGGAAUUGGAAUGGGCGAAGUCUCCACCUGCGAGGUCACCGUCAAAAAAGGCGACCGCGUCAAGACGGGCAACGAGAUUGGGAUGUUCCACUUUGGUGGAUCGUCUCAUGCGAUGAUCUUCGGCCCCCAGGCCAAACUUACCUUCGCGGACGUCGUCCAGGUUGACCAGCACCAUUUGGUCAAUUCGAUCCUCGCCCAGGCUACGGAGGCCUAG